Messenger RNA from Haliotis rufescens (red abalone), 1532 nucleotides. RefSeq names its product kynurenine/alpha-aminoadipate aminotransferase, mitochondrial-like. Gene Ontology annotation, molecular function: pyridoxal phosphate binding; transaminase activity. Gene Ontology annotation, biological process: biosynthetic process. The record is from RefSeq and is a predicted model, not a curated record. NCBI's taxonomy places the organism in Eukaryota, Metazoa, Mollusca, Gastropoda, Lepetellida, Haliotidae. The coding region runs from base 165 to 1490 and encodes 441 amino acids. The transcript is spliced from 13 exons.
GCGUUCUCCUGGAGUUAUCUAAGGGAAGUAUAUUACAUUCCAGUUACACGUCACCGCAGCAAACAGAAGCAAGGCAUCGACACUCUGCCCGGGUUCGUGGGCUACGUUCAUCUUUUCGUCGUUCAAGAAAGGUUGUGCCGCUGACUUCCGGGAAACCGCAAGCGAUGGGCGACCAUAAUAGCGUGAAUGGUGUGACACAGCUGAGAAUCACCAACUACGACAAGUAUCUCAGCAGGCCGGCCUUAAGAAGAAAACCAUCGGCUCUCCGGGAACUCCAGAGGUAUGUUGGGUCCGGUCUGGUGUUGAUGGCUGGAGGGAUGCCGAACGGUGGACUCUUCCCCAUUGUGGAGGCGGAUCUCGUCCUAAAAGAUGGUCGGCGGUUAACAAUAGGACCACAAGAGAUGAAGGGUGCUCUUCAGUAUGGCGUCACUAAAGGCAUGACAGAUAUCAUCGACUGGUUGAGGGUGUUACAACGCCAAGUUCACCACCCCCCGACCCUCCCCCGUGACAGCACCCCACCGUCAGCUUCCAGUGACAUGGACCUCAUCAUGUGCAAUGGCUGCCAGGAAGCCAUUAGUAAGACAUUGGAAGCGGUUCUGAAUGAAGGGGACUCAAUCUUGCUGGAGGAAGCAACCUACCCAAACGUGAUGAGCGUGGGACGUCCACUCGGCGCAAAAGCAGUGUCGGUACCAUGUGAUUCAUCCGGCAUGAUACCAUCAGAACUUCAGAAAAUACUCGCGACCUGGGACACCGACAAAUGCGGUCCGAGGCCAAAGAUAUUGUACUGUGUUCCUACAGGCGGUAACCCAACCGGCGUCAAUUGGUCUCUAGACCGAAAGAAGACAGUGUAUAGUAUUGCUCGCAAGUACGACUUCUUGAUUCUGGAGGACGACCCUUACUACUAUAUCCAAUACAGCAGACCACUGACGCCCAGUUUUCUAUCCCUAGACGAAGAUGGUCGAGUAAUCAGAUGCGAUUCCUUUUCUAAACUCAUAGCUGCAGGGGCGCGACUUGGCUUCAUCAGUGGCCCAAAGUACCUCCUUCAGAAGCUUGUCCUCCACCUGGACUCUUCCGUGGCCUGCACCAACAACCUGUCACAGACAGUCAUCAUGAAGAUCCUGGUGGACAUGGGACAUGACGGCUUCCUGCGACACGGGGAGAAACUCGCGGCCUUCUACAAGGAAAGAGCUGACAAGAUGGUCGCCAUUGCUCAGACACACCUCAAAGGUCUGGCAGAGUGGUCUCCCCCUGCUGGCGGGAUGUUCAUAUGGAUGAAGCUCCUUGGGGUGAAGAGUUCCCAGCCUGUUGUCCAGCGAGUCAUCGAGAAGGGGGCAGUGUUAAUGGCUGGACAUCACUUCCUUCCCGAACCGAGGGAAACCCCCUACAUCCGCGUGUCUUUCUCGUACGCAUCAGAAGAUGACAUGAACAAGGCAUUCACCUGGCUGGCUGAGGCAUUGAAUGAAUUCCACGAAGCUAAAGGAAACAACUAAAAGGAACUUGACAAAGACAAUAAACAUCAUGAAAUAAAAAAA